CAGACCAGCCGAAAACAUACGACAAGAAACCCUGCCCAGGGUGUGACCUUGCCGCCAUGUCGGGGAAACGCCCUUCAGACGACCUUGACCCAGACUACCAGGACGUUGUCCAGCCAAACAAGCGGCUCAGGUCCAUGCAGCAGGAUGGUCUCACCUCUGUGUUUCUGCCCCCAGCCAAGGACGCGACGGUUCGGAAGAUCGUGACGAUUAUUAAGGACCAGUUUUCGCAGGAGAUCCGCAACAAGGAGAGGGAAAUACAGGUCAUCGACGAGCGUAUCCACCAGGCGAGAGGCAUGCUGGACCGGCUCCGUGCCUGCAUCAUCGCCAGCUACUACGGAGGGGUCGCGCAGAAACCCAACGAGCCACCGGACCCAACUGCUGCCAACCACCCAGCCAUUAAGAAGCUCAUCGAUAGGCCAAAAGCUGCUGCAUCGGCCAAUCAGACAGAGGAAACAGAAAGCUCCAACCAAUCAGCAGAAGGCUCUCAGGAGGACCGUCAGCCCGAGGAGAGGGAUGCAGGACUGCCCAGUCUGGAGGAAAUCUGUGAUUCUGUCGACAAGGCUGACCCCGCCCCUGCCCCGCCCACCCAAGAACCGACCAAUGACGGCAGGUUUGACUUUGAGCAGGUUCUGGGCAGGAGGAGUGCGGGAGGGCCGAGCCGCUUCUGCGUCAAGAAACGCAUCAUCGUGGGAAACGUCUCCAAGUACAUCACAGCAGACAAGCGCGAGGAGAAUGACCAGUCAACCCACAAGUGGAUGGUUUAUGUGCGCGGCCCGCGAGAGGCCCCCAGAAUCGACCACUUUGUGAAGAAGGUGUGGUUCUACCUGCACCCCAGCUACAGGCCCAACGACUUAGUGGAGAUCAGGUACGAAACACCCUCCCCCUUCCACCUGACGCGUCGGGGCUGGGGGGAGUUUCCUGUCCGAGUCCAGCUACACUUCGUCGACCCUCGACACAAGAAGGUCGACAUCAUCCACCAGCUCAAGUUGGACAGGACCUACACCGGCCUGCAGACACUUGGAGCCGAGACGAUCGUAGACGUGGAGCUGGACCGUCACCUGUUUGAUGAGACAGGAACGCCGCUCUUCCCCGACCUAUCCGUGCUCUCAUCCGGACUGCCAGCCAAGCCUGCAGCGCCACCUGGCAGCUCCAGUGCGGAAUUGCAGGCUGCCGGUUCCCCAGUUAAACCCAGCACCAGUGCAACAGCUCCCUCUAGCAGUGCGUCCGCGGAACUGCAGGCUGGCAGGUCCCCAGUCAAAACCAGCACAAUCACAACAGCCCCCUCUAGCAGCUCCAGUUCAGAACUGCAGGCCACAGUGAAGCCCAGCACUAGUACAGCUGUCCCCCAGAGUAGCUCUAGUUCAAAUGUGAAGCCCACUGCCAAACCCAGCACCAGUGCAGCAGCUCCACCUGGCAGUUUUGGAGAGGAACUGCAAGCCGCUAAAGCUGGGGCAGAAAAGGCGGAACCGGAGCCCAAACCUGGCCCUUCUCUGGUGCGCAGAUCCCCCCGUGCGAAAACUCGGCAAGACACCAGGAAACUCUCUCCUCCUGAAGAAAGCAGCUCCAAGAAACCUCGCAAGACCCGAGAGGAAGACAGCCAGGCCAAGGAAAGUGUAAAACUUGAAGAUAAAAGUCUUAAAGAAAAAUCUAAAGAAGGAAAACUCGUUGCUGAAGAUGUAACGUCUGAACAGAAACCCAAAAUCGUCAUGACGACAGCUAUUCCACAAUCCUCUGGGUCAAUUGUGGACAGUCCGAAACCCAAAUCUGUUGCCAUGGUAACCAGCACAGCCACGCCCAUCCCAGCCAUCACCAUGGCAACUGGCCGAGCCGUAUCCAAGGCAACGGUUUCCCCCAAGACGUUGGUGGGAGAAGAGAAAGACAGGAUGACCUUGGCGGUUCCGGUGAAGGUGAAAUCGGAGCCGCUGUCUCCGAUGCGAGUCUCGCCUGCAGUGGUUCCGCCGUCCCGCGAGGCGGUUCCGUUUUCCUGUAUGAUUGACACGAAACCGGCGCUCCUGUCCGUCCCGUCAAAGGUGGCGGUUGGACCAGUGAAAACGGCAAAACCGGUCGCGGUUACUGGCACUACCGUGGUGGGCACCCCGCCGCAGGGAAUCGUCAUCACCAAAAUCGUCCCGACCGCCGCCAAACCCGUCACCACCGUCCAGCAGACCCUGACCUUGAAACCCGCCUCCAAGGUCGUCUCCGCGGCGACGCAGCAGCAGAACAUCACCAUCAUCAAGCAGGUGAAGCAGGAGGCGACCAUUGCCAUGGCAACCCAGCCCAGCGUGGUGGUAACCGCGGGAACCGGACCAAAGACGGUUAACCUGACCUCGCCGCCGAAGGGCGCCAUCUUGAAACUCUCUGGGCUGCCGGGUCAGAGUUCGCCGUCGGGGGGUCACAUGAUCGUGAUGAGCUCGCAGCAGAGCGCGGUGCAGGCUGUUCCGAGAGUCGUCGCCUCCCCCCCAGGACAGGGCAAGGCCGUUCUGCUGAGCGGAGUCACCCCCCAGGUGAAGGUGGAGAAGCUGGGGGAAGGGAAGGUUCCGGUGACCCCGACCAAGGUCAGCAGCACGUCUCCGACUGUUCCGCCCGGCACUCCGCCACAGGUGCGCACGAUCAGUGGAGCUGUGAUUGGUGGACUGAGUCCCGUGUCGAAGCCUCAUCCUGGUACAUCAGCGGGAAAUGUCGUUCAGGUUGCUCCUCAGCAGAUCGUGUCCCCCCCUCCAAACGUCCCGGGUGGUACGACCCUGCUGACCCCAAACGUGAUGAACCUCCCUCUGGUGAACGUCGCGCCGGGAGCGAAAGUUUUCCUCGCCGCAAAAUCCACCGACCCGGCCAUGAAAGGGAAAGUGAUCCUCAUCCCGCAGACCGCCAUCGUCAAGGGCAUCCCGCUCCAGCAGGGAGGUCAGGGGUCGGGGGUCACGGUGCUGCAGGGGUCGCCGGUCGUCCCGGGGGUCAACAUGCCAGCGCAGGUUGUAGGGGGGUCCCCCCAGGGAGGGAAUAUCGUGCACGUGGUACAGGGGGGUGGGCUGGCCGCACAGGGGGCCAGCCCCACUCCUACUCUACCCACACAGGUCGCAGUGUCCCAGGGUGGUGCGGUGCAGGUGACAGGUCAGAGGUCGCAGGGUGAAAGGUCGUCGCCGGGUGUGGCCCAGACGGUGAAGGCGGGGUCGACGAUCACGCUACCUCUGCAGCCCGGGACGUCCUACAUCCUCAUGCAGCAGCAGCCCCCGGGGGGUGCCUCCACCAGCGGGAACGUCCCCGGCUCUUCCCCCAGUCGCCCCUCCACCCUCAUGGUGCAGCAGCUGGCACAGGACCAGGCUGGGAAGACACAGAUGCAGGUUGCCCCACAGCCCAGCACCAAGCCCAUGCAGUCCUUCCGGAUCAUACCAUCGUCCACCCAGGCGGGUGGGCAGUCCCCGACCGCGGACUCCGGCGGCAAGGCGGGACCGAGCGUUGCCACGGCAGGAGGUCACACCUUCAUCGCGCUCACACCGCAACAGCUCAGCCAGAUCGGCAAACCUGGCGCGCAACAGAUUGGAGCGGGCCAGACCCUCCUGGUUCCCGUGCAGAACGUGCAGAUGGCGGGAUCGGGCGCGGGAACCUCCCAGCUCGUCACCAAGUCCGCCUGUACGCCGACUGUUCUCACCCCCUCCCCCUCCCACCGCGCAGGGAACUCGCCUGCCAAGGUCAACACGCCGGCCAAGGUCACCUCUAGUCUGCAGAAGAGCAUCCUGCAGAUGAAGCUGGGGUCACAGGUCACGGGGUCAAGGGCCACGGGAACAUCUCCCACCCCGACCUUUGACAUUAUUGAGCUGAUGGCCCGGAAAGUCUGCACGUCAGGCAUUGAGACAAAGGAACAGCUGAUUGGUGCUGUGGUGCGGCACGUUCCACUCGUGGACCCAAACAGGGCCUUGAGCCAGCACCCGUACUGUGCCCAGACCCGUCAGCAGUUUUUCGGCUGGAACGUCGGCAAGCAGCGCGCAGCCGAGUGGCAGCGUUCCGUCGCCGUCAGGAAGGUCAUCGACAAGGUCAAAUCCUCCAGCCAAAAACUCGCCCUGCCCACCCCCACCACCAGGGAGAUCAUGGACUGGUCCAGGACCCAUGGAUACACCCCAUCUGCAUACAAUGCGCUGAAGGAAGAUGAAAACUACUGCGAGCUGUGUGGACAGAAACUCCGGGCAAAGCUGAGAACGGCUCACGAAGACUGCCUCCGAUUCUGGGCUGCAAACGGCCCCCCCUCCAGCUGCAGUGGUUCGGCCGACCUGUGUCAGAUGUUAGAGGACACCAAACCUUCCCAGCAUGCCGAUGACAACGACCUGGAAGUGGAUGUCAUCUCGCUGGGUCAGGAGACAAAGGUGGUGGUGAAGCAGGAGCCAAUGGAAGAAGAGGAUGACCACCCGCGGUUUUUCCUGCCGAUGUCGCCUGCCGCAGAAUUCGUGCACGACACCGCACAGAAGCUGGGAGUGAAACUGGAACCUGUGGAGACGACUAAAGACAUGUUCUCACCUGUCCUGGAGGAGAUGGUCCUUAAGGCUGCCCUGCUGUUCACCAAUGACGUGCUGCGUGGUGCUCUGGCGAGCGCGUACGAGCGGAACAACCUCAGCACACUCAGACACGCCCCUCCCAUCAUCCUCCCCAGCCACAUCCACCAAUCAGUGAGCUCCAACCCGUCAUGUGACUUCCUCACCAACUGCCACAUGGGCGUGGUUGCCAUGGAGAAGGAAGAACCACCCGCAUCAUGAACAGGGCAGUAACCAUGGAGACGGUAACCAUGGAGAUGGUCACCAUGGAGAUGGUCACCAUGGAGAUGGUUACCAUGGAGAUGGUCACCAUGGAGAUGGUCACCAUGGGGAUGUUCACCAUGGAGAUGGUCACCAUGGAAACAGUUACCAUGGAGAUGGCAACCAUGGAGACGGCUGCCAUGGAGAUGGUUACCAUGGAGAUGGCUACCAUGGAGACAGUUACCAUGGAGACAACUACCAUGGAGAUGCCUGAAAUAAACAUAAAACAUCCAGAACUGCCUGGAUAUAGAGAUAAAAGACUUGACUGGAGACUAUUUUAAG
This is a messenger RNA of Branchiostoma belcheri (Belcher's lancelet), 5060 nucleotides long. RefSeq names its product YEATS domain-containing protein 2-like. The record is from RefSeq and is a predicted model, not a curated record. Gene Ontology annotation, biological process: regulation of transcription by RNA polymerase II; chromatin remodeling. Gene Ontology annotation, molecular function: histone binding. NCBI's taxonomy places the organism in Eukaryota, Metazoa, Chordata, Leptocardii, Amphioxiformes, Branchiostomatidae. Gene Ontology annotation, cellular component: NuA4 histone acetyltransferase complex.